This is a messenger RNA of Effrenium voratum, 213 nucleotides long. The record is from the annotation of a GenBank genome assembly. Lineage: Eukaryota; Dinophyceae; Suessiales; Symbiodiniaceae.
AUGGGUGAUGGCGCCAUGGAGGCAAACGAAUCUGAUGGCGCUCAUGAUGACAAAGUGCACGUGAAGGCGCCUGAGUGCAUGGAAGGGGACUGCGAGGACGUGCUGUUUGAUGCCGAGGAGGACUCGCAGAGCUGCAGCGAGUCGGGCGAGCUGGCAGCCCCCGAAGGCGCAGAGAUCGGCUCGGUGGAAACCGAUGGCUUGGCAGGUGCUUGA